AUGCCCAUCAGACCGAUCACACAGGAGGACAUUGAGCAAUUGGCUCUCCAGAACCGCGAUUUGCCAAUUGAUUUGGUGAAAAUACAAGCCGUUUCCACUUCCAGCAAGAACAACUCGCUCCACGAUACUACUUUGCAAACGUACAUAGACGCCACUCUGCGCGAAUGUAAAACGAUGUCAGAGCUCCCCACUCAAAUGGAGCUCUUGAACAGAAUGUUACGUCAAGCAGGACUUAUUAACGGACUACACCCUACUUUCCACACAAUUAAAGCCGAAGGCACUACUGACAGGAAAGCUGCUCUGCCCAUCAUCACUACGGUAUAUUACCAACCAACAUCCAAAUUCACCGCCAAAACAGGCACCAAUGUAACGAACUCAGGAUCUGGUGACGGUUACAUUUCCUUCCAAACAAGAUUGCCGACAGAUGAGAUCAUUAAACUGGACUACAGGCAUGACACAAGCAUGAACUCUGGUGCCAGAAUCAGCGCGAGCUCUGCAUACUUGAAACAGACACCGUUUUGGAACUGGAAAUUUGACCUUUUCGAUGCGUGGAAGUGUGUCGGUGUGAGAGACGUAGGCGCGUCUUUUGGAGUCAGAAGUUGGUAUAACGAUCCCAAGAAAUGGAAUAUGUCAUUCGACUACGAGUUGGUGAGGAGGAAAUUCCUUGGAACUGACACCAAGGAAACAAAACUCUCAGAGUACCUCCUGAUACAGGAGGGUAGCUUUGUCAGGUCAGUGAUAAAGAAUAACUUCACAAAGGACAAUAGAGAUAGCCCUUUUAACCCGACGAAGGGCACCAUGUACAAGAUAAACAACGAAUUGGGGGCGAUGGAUAACGGGUCCAGCUUUUGGAAAACAGUGCUGGAGCUCAACCAUGUCAAGAGCUGGUUCCCCCGGGAUUUCAUUACACUUAGUACCACGCUUCGGUCCGGUUACAUUAAAAACUUAAAUCCUGCUAAGAGUUACAUCCAUUUCACGGACAAAUUUCAAAAUGGUGGGCCUAACGAUGUACGAAACUUCCAAUUGAACGGAAUUGGACCAAGACAUAUGCACCAUUCGAUGGGGGGCGACGCAUUUAUUGCGUAUGGAGUCAGCCUCUUUUCAAAAAUUCCUCUCAAACGAUUCCAGGACUCCAAUUUCAGAUUGCAUUGGUAUUUCAACGGAGGGAAACUAAUCAACCAUAAUAAUUUACCGAUCCAUACUUUGCUACGCGAACUAACUCUAGAGCACUCGACCUCGAUUGGUGCUGGGAUAGUAAUGAGACAUCCCAUGGCUCGGUUUGAACUGAACUUCGGUGUACCUUUAACCAGUCACGUCGGUGAUUUGCAAAGGAAAGGGUUCCAGUUUGGCUUAGGGUUCGAAUUUUUGUAA
This is a messenger RNA of Huiozyma naganishii CBS 8797, 1371 nucleotides long. RefSeq names its product SAM complex subunit SAM50 (gene SAM50). NCBI's taxonomy places the organism in Eukaryota, Fungi, Ascomycota, Saccharomycetes, Saccharomycetales, Saccharomycetaceae. The record is from RefSeq and is a predicted model, not a curated record. Gene Ontology annotation, cellular component: SAM complex; outer membrane. Bases 1 to 1371 code for a protein of 456 amino acids. Gene Ontology annotation, biological process: protein insertion into mitochondrial outer membrane. The transcript has a single exon.